GCGCGAGCGCCCGAGCACUUCAGUUGCCGUCGAAUCCUACUCACGGGAGGUUCCACAGUGCGCGUGUUUUAUUACAAAGCAGAACCGCUGAACGCUCGAUCGCGCGCGCGGUCUUUCCGUCGUCAUCGUCGCGGAACAGAUCACGAUCUCACUCAGUGUGGAUGGAUAUCGGAAUUUCGCAUUUUCUGUAUUCGCGCGAAGCUAAAAACAAAGACGACCAGGGGAAAAACAAUAACAUCAGCCUGCGCUUCCAGCAGCCGAAGAAAGAGGUUGCCUGUUGGGCGGGGGCUGACAGACGGUGUUGAGCUUGAGCUCUUGCGGUGCCUGGCCGCGAGCUAAACGUGAGCGGGCGCGCGGUUCGAAAGACGCACGUGAAAGUAGUAAACUGGAAUUUCGCGUUGUGGAUUUUGGGUUUAUUGCCAAAUGCAGUGGGAAGUGAAGGCGAAGAUAGUUCGUUGAUGCAGACCGGGGCAGUCCGAUCAAUGCAAAACAAAAGGUUGUUGUGCACUUUGUAGCCUCCGAAAAAAAAAGUGAACUCGCAUCAAGUGACUGCACCACACACGGGGGGUGAAAUUUGAUCAACUACCCAACCAAAUAGCAUAUUGUGUGGUUCAAUUGGAAGCUGAAUGAGAAAAGCAGCACAUACAUAUCACGCACGCACAUACAUAACGUACACACAGUCGGACACUUUUCUUCGCGAGUGAAAAUAAAUUAAUGACCGGUGAAGAAGGCCAACGAGAGGAGUAGCGAACAACGGGUUUUACAUCUGUAACUGCGAGGCGAAUUUUUGUUUUUGCAACACCACCGGCGAGGCGAGUCGACGCGAGAUGUGAUUGUGCCUCUUCUUAGUCCACCAUUACCGGACUUGGGCAUCAUAAGGCAUAGCGAAUUCGAAAAAAAAAAACAAAAUGCAUGUUGUGGAAAAGUUGCUACAGCUCUCGUAACAGCCAGCAACGGAACGAGUGUUGUAAAAACACGAAGAAAAUCCAGCGGUGAAGAAGAGGCGAAGAUAACCAAACCGUGCAUCGGAUAUUGGGAUGUGAUAACACGUGUUUCGUCGGAGGAAUCCUUGAAACGUUGUUGAGUGCACGAGUGCAUCUUCACAGUAUCGGUGGUCCUAGUUACUUACAGUGUGAAACUUGGAAAUCGAAGAAAAUGAAAUGUGCGCGAGCAAUUUCGCGUCUGUGAUGAAGCGGAGUAUGUGAGUAGGUAUGUGCGAUAUUUUUUUUGUGCACCAUAAGUGAUCGCGAUCGGUCCGAAUCCAAUCGACAACAACAACAACCCUCAACACGAUAACAAGAGGGCAACGUUGUUUACCAGCAGCGGUGUUAUUUGUAGGGGCUCAAGUGAAAUCGAAAGCCCAGCGAAAAAUUGUUCCGACGUAGCGAAGCGAGAAAAUGGAAUUAAAUUAAUCCAAACUGCGAGCGAGCCGAGCAGCCCUAUCACCACUAGUGUUGUGCGAUAUUGUUUGUUUGUUGCCAUAACGACGAGCAGCCAUAGGGGAGACAUUGGUCUCGUUGCGUGUUAAUCGCGAAGCGCGCGCUGCGCCACCAAGUGGAAUCGAAUUAGAAGGGUUAAUAAAUCGAAGAAGUGCCCAACUAGGAAAAUCGAAAGAGUGAAUGAUUUAUGAUUGCGGCGCAAUAAAAAUUCGGUGUGCAGUGAUUUGGGUGCUCGAACAAGCGAUGAACCUGCGGCGACCGAGUGUAAUGCUGCCAACUAACUAGCUGCUACGUGGGAAUGUAAGGGGCUACCGACCAAGCACCAGAAGCGGAGCAAUGUAAUAAUAUUGGAUACUGGUGACACCUUUAGCCUAUAAACGACUAUCAAUCGACAUCAACGACAAUGAACCCUGAAAGUUCGCGAGAAUCUAUGAAUCUACUGUUGUGGUUGCGAAAGUUCAGCAAGAACGUUUUAGGAGCCACUGGACCAAUCGGUUGAUUCUAUACCAAAGUGACCGAUUUAUCAACGACCAGUGAUCAAAAUGUAGAAAAGAAGAAUGGAGUGAUUUGCAAUCAUUACUGAAUCGACAUCCGAAAAAAAAAGGCAGAGGAAGAACGAAGAAGUGAUAUCUCGCCGCUGAGGCGUUUCAGUUAUAAUUAGUACGAGUGAUCUAGUUCCACAGAAAUCUGGGUUCGCAACCAGUGCUUGAGACCCUCACGAAAGAAGCAUGGUGGGUCGCACACGGAUGAGCAUCAUCCUGCUGGUGGUGCUCAUCGCGUGCAAACUGGCCGAUCCGGUGCGCUCGAACGGUGGAAGUGCCACUUCCGGUGAUGAUUCGGGUGGUGGAAGUGAUCGAAGAUCUUUUUCGUCGCAUCAAACUGAAGUGCCAAAUGCAGUGCGGGGUGGCCGUGGUGGAACGUCCACGAGUACGACGGCACCGGCACCACCACCGGUGACGACAUCAACCCCAGCAGCACCAGCCGCGGUGAAAGGGAGCAGCAGCAGCACGACCACUCCGACGGCGUCGAUUGCAUCGCAGCUGGAUGGCCGAUCUUCGCCAGAUGCCACCGUCGCCACCGACAAUCUAAAUGAUACAACCCCAACGACUACGGCGGCACCAGCGAAACGACGCCAGGUCAAUCGGGACAACAAGCUGAUGUCGGUGUUGCAAGCUCGGAGGACGGCCUUGUCCAGGGAUCGCUGGCAGAAAGAGUACCAUCCGUCCUCGUCGCUGAAGCUUCACCGGCAUAGCAAUCCAGCUGUGAACUUGGUCGAGGACAGUAGCACUCCGGAGAGUAAUUUGAUCAUUCCACCGGGGUCGAGGAUCGCCGGGGUGGAUGAGUUCCUAGAUACGGACGAAUCGAUCCACGGGAUGUAUGUGGUGAAUCCGAGGACUGGGAAGAUCGCUCUGCAGCAAACGGGACCACAGGUAAAGUUGGCCAAGGAGACCAAUAACUUUGUGGUGCAGCACAGCAACAAGACUGGGGAGAGUACCAAGUUGACGUCGACGAAACCGUAUACGGGGAGGAGUUUGUACUACGAUGGACGAGGAAAGCGCAAUCGGGAUCGAAAGGCGUUCCCGACGUCGACGGAGCGCACGUUAGACGAUAGCGAACUGGUGCCGUAUCAGUUCUUUGGGCAGAAAUUGGUGCCGUCGAGGAAGACUACGGAAGAUUCGAGGAAUCAGGUGGUGCUUACCAAGGGUACGAGGCUGAACAAGCUGAAAGAAGAUUCAUUGGAGAUCAUGGAAGUCUCGGCCCCGAAGCCUUCGACGGAGAAGAACAAAUUCUGGCAGACGAGGCUAGCGUACCAGACGAGAAAUGUAGUAGCGUUCAACAACUACCUGAGGAGGUCAAAGGACGGCAUCUACGGAAUAACUCCGACGCCUACCACAUCGACGACGGCUGCUUCUACUGAGAAUCCAAUUCAUCCAGAUUCGUUGACAAACUCAAUGAUUGCGCUGAGCAACCUCUCAGAAGGUCCAGUUGAUCCAAAGCAAGUGUUCUCCAGAAGUGCCAACUUUACCACGUCUAGCAAGAGUGAGCGAAUAGUUUUGAGCUCAACUGAAAGCAGUACAACAGUAGAACCUACUAAGACGACUUCGGAGCUGCCUCCGAACCACAAACCAGAAGAGGAGCUUCCGGGACUGUUCAGUCCAACUGGACUUGCAGAGAUCUCCAAAUUGAUUAUCAACUAUCCGGACGACGCUACUCCGGAAGAUCUUUAUCACGCAAAUAGCUAUCAGCCUGUGGCUGAACCUGUCCCAGUUCCGACAACCACCGAAAAAACAGAACCAGUGCCUGAAACGACACAAUCGAUCGUAGAGGACUACGAAACUCCCAGGAAUUUGGUUUCGAUUCCAGAUAUCAAUCACAUUUUCCAAAACUUGUCCACGAGAACGACAACCAGUACGACUACGGAGAUGCCAAUGCCAGCCAAACGAGCAUCGCCUUCAAUCAUCGAUACCGAAGUCCGAACUGAACAGUAUAUCCCAGUGACUGUGAUGCUGUCUACUACAAGUACGACAACCUCCACCCCAGAACUAAUCACUACUACAUCCACCGAACCAACGACUUCAACCACCACGACUACCACUACUCCACCUACAAGUACAACAACCAGCACCACAACUACCACAACAACACCCCGGCCUACAACCACACCCACAACUCGGCCAACCCCUCCGGAGAUCUUCACCGAUCCCAUCACCGAAGUUGAUCAGGACGUCGAAGUCUACUCGGACAGCGAAGACGACGACUCCAACUCCACCGAUUUCAAUCCCAUCCUGUCGCACGUAUUCCCUAAACUCACCAAGAACCCCCUCCCCUCCCGACCCCCAACGAUCAUGGACUUUGCCGCAACCUCCCCAUCCCCCAGUGCAUCCCCACACAUCCCCACCAAAAAACCAGCGAUCGCCUUCGAGGGCGUCCUGCUGCAGCACAACAGCGACGUGGUGAUCGAGAUGCGCAAAAUGAACACGGCUACGUUCAUCCUGGCCGGCCUUGGGAUGCUCCCGAUCGUCAUAAUCAUUCUGUACGUGAUCAAGGCAGCGGUUUGCAAGCGGGAGAACAAGGUCUCCCAUGACCUGGAACGGUACAUUCCCGAUGGGCAGCCACCGAUCAGUCCGGUGGUGCGGUUGGAGCAGUCGGACACGUCCAGCGUGGCGGACGAGUCCAUUAUCACCGAUCGGGACUUCAACCGGAAGAACUUGAGGUUUAAGAGCUUGCUUGGCGAGGGUAACUUCGGGCAGGUUUGGAAGGCUGAGGCCGACGAUCUUGCGGGGCACUUCGGUUCGACGAGGAUCGUCGCUGUAAAGACAGAACGCAGCGACAACGGUCACGGAGACUUGAAAGCGGAAGCAGAUAUCAUGCGGAAGCUGGGAUCACAUCCCAAUGUGGUGACACUGCUGGGGGCUUGUUUGGAGCAAGAACCGCAACUGCUGAUCAUGGAGUACGCCAUGAGAGGACGGUUGCUAUCGUUGCUUAGGGCGGCACGAGGGGCCGUCAACGGGUUGGCACCGACGAUUCACGGCAAUCGGACGCCGAUCAUGCCACUUUCACCAAGGAGGCUAACGGGAUUCGCGCACGAUAUUGCCCGGGGCAUGGAGUACAUCGCCGAUAAAAAGAUCGUCCACCGGGAUUUGGCGGCUCGCAACGUCCUGCUGGAUCACAACGGGAUCUGCAAGAUCUGCGACUUCGGUAUGUCGAUCGAUCUGGAGAAGAUCAAGUCGUCGCAGGCGCACAUCCGGGUGCCACGGUCGCACCACGGCGAGUCGAGGUUUAAGUUCGAUCUGAGCGCACGGUCGUUCGGCAUCGGAAGGCACCACAGCCAUGGCCAUCACGAGGGCCUGGGAAGGCACGGUAACCACCGGGGAGGAGGUCAUGAUACCAAGAGCCGACCGGCGUUACCGAUUCGAUGGAUGGCACCGGAAGCGCUGCAGUAUCACAUUUUCUCCCGGGAGACGGACGUUUGGGCGUUUGGGAUCGUUCUGUGGGAGAUCUCUACUUUAGGGUGCACUCCAUACCCCACCCUCUCCGGCCGAGAAGUGGUGCGAAGCGUCCCCAACGGUGCCCGACCGGAAAUCCCUCCGGAUUGCCGCCCGGAGCUGUACGACCUGAUGCAGCGCACCUGGAGGAAGGAUCCCCGCCAGAGGCCAUCCUUCUCCGAGGCUCGCAACUGUCUUGCGAGGACAUUGUGCCAGUGGCAGCAGGAGGAAACGGACACCUCCAACACGUCGGAAUACCUGGACGUCAGCGGCUUCAGUGAAGAUCUGGAACAGGGAAUGGUCUACUUCAACCGACGGAUUUCCGAGUUCGAGUGUGAAAUCUAAUCCCAGCGGCGCAGCGUGCGCGCAGUAUUACUCGUGAACCCUCCACCCCGCCCAUUCUUCAUCAUCAUCCCAUCUGUCAUCACUGACGCCCCAAUUCCAAUUCCCAACGACACAAACCACUUUGUUGCAUGAGGCUCGCGCACUUCUGGCGCGACUCGUUGUUAUUAUUGGCUUGCAGUUUCCAUCUAUCGUUUUCCUGGCGAAAACUUACGGUGGAAAUUCUCUCUUCACCCGGAAUGGAUUCGCGUGUUUGUGUUUCGCCCCCUUCUCUCCCGCCCCCUCGAAUCUUUUGUAAAUAAAAGUCUUUUUCUGCUUUCGAGCCCCUUCCGUACUAUUGCUGAAAGGUAACAAUAGCAAAUCGUCACCCGGGGGUCUCCCGCGAGAAGCCCCCAACUAUUUAACGUAAAAUUGUGAAUAGAACAACGCAUACCCUCACCACGAGCAAACCCCAUCACCAUUCAUCACGAGAUAUUGUUUUAUUUGAGCUUUUUUAUUUGCUUUCGGUUAGGAUUCGUCAUCCAUCGUACCCAGUUUUUCACAAACGAAAAAAGAAAACAGUGAUAAAUGCGACCAUAAGUUAUAUCGGAAUAAGCAAAAAACCGCAAAACAAGUGAGAAGACAUAUAAAACUACGAAAGAGAUACACAGAAAUUUCAUUGUUAAGAAAUGUUGUAAAUUUUUUAAAUUCAUCACGAUCACCACGAAACACACGAAGAAGACGACACACGAUGGAGAGUGUCGGUGGAUUCCACGUGUGAACAAGUAUCAUCCCAUCGUAUUGCAGAGAAGAAGGAUUUUAUAUUAUUUUUAUAUUGAUAGUUAUUUUGUUUUUUCUUUGUUAAUAUCUAGAAGCGGAUCAGAGGAGGAGUUCGAUUUUUCUCUGAAUAAAGAAAUUAUGAAAAAUAUAAUGAA
Messenger RNA from Aedes albopictus (Asian tiger mosquito), 6681 nucleotides. It is a transcript of the gene Tie, whose product is annotated as mucin-2. The transcript has 7 exons. The record is from RefSeq and is a predicted model, not a curated record. Gene Ontology annotation, biological process: protein phosphorylation; positive regulation of kinase activity; cell surface receptor protein tyrosine kinase signaling pathway. Gene Ontology annotation, cellular component: plasma membrane; signaling receptor complex. Gene Ontology annotation, molecular function: transmembrane receptor protein tyrosine kinase activity; ATP binding. Lineage: Eukaryota; Metazoa; Arthropoda; Insecta; Diptera; Culicidae. Bases 2168 to 5770 code for a protein of 1200 amino acids.